Molecule: messenger RNA, 4658 nt
Organism: Labeo rohita (rohu)
Lineage: Eukaryota; Metazoa; Chordata; Actinopteri; Cypriniformes; Cyprinidae
Gene: rnf26
Product: ring finger protein 26
Exons: 1
Coding region: 658-1932 (424 amino acids)
Biological process (GO): ubiquitin-dependent protein catabolic process; protein ubiquitination
Molecular function (GO): ubiquitin protein ligase activity
Source: RefSeq, a predicted model, not a curated record
GAUAGUAUUAAUAAUACAAUCAAUGCAUGCGAAAUAAAAUGACCAAAAGUAGGUAGAAAGGCGCAUUUCUGCGCAGCCCGAACGCCGAGUUGAUCAACUUCAAACACGUGUUGUGAAGCGGAAACAAUGGACUUAAACAGAACGAGCUGCUUUCGAUUCUAGUUCACUGAUAAUCCAAAGAAAUUCGCGUUUGAGUUUGUCCUCGACUUGGAGCUUCACAAAAUACCGCGGACGUUUGAUUUAACCGUGUAUUAAGACGAAACCUCUCCGUGGUUUCUCCAGCUUUACAUAACCAGCCAAGGCGAGCAGUUUCGAUUUUCAAACGUAAACAUCCGCCGAGCAGUUCCGUCCAUGUGUGAGCAGCUACUUCACUAUGCUACAUAUGUUUAUGAGAAGUGUUUUGUUUUAAAACUGAGGAUAUGUCGUUCCCAGCUAAUGGCCAGCUGUGAUAUCGGAACUGGAGUUUUAUUUUAAUCCAAAGUGGUUUGUCAAGACGCCAACGUUACUAAAGAUGUAAAUGGGUUAGCACGCAAGCUAACUUAGCUACUCAAGCUGUUUGCUUGUUUAACCACAGACUUAACUAUGUGGUUUGACAGCACAAAUAACACGACAGAGGAUAAAUAGUCUAUUUCAGCAAACAGUUUUCAUAUCUUUAUUAUGGGUCUGCUGAACUUUGUUAUUAUUUCAAUUGGAAAAUGCAUAGAUGUCAUCUGCCUCCUCCUGGAUUUAAACUUUGUGAUCGUCAGCUCAGUCAUUCAGCUGUUGGUGGCAGUGAUCUGCUUCAUCAAUAGUCUGCCCAUGCUAAUCACAAAUUCAGUGUCGGAGUGCUGGAAUCUAAGUCUGCUUUGCAUUAUCACCAUGAGGGACGGAGUGACCGUCGUGACCCAUAAUAUGGUCGGAGGCUGGAUGCAGCUGCUCGGAGGCGUCCUGGAAAGCUUCAAGAUGAUCGGAUACCUGUCUUCACAUCUUCUGCUGCGCACCAAAGAGCUUCUGCACCGUGGACUGUUGUCGGGACACGGCUUGCUGCGACAGGCCUGGGAAGGCUGUGGAAUUGUAUUCAGCCUGUUGCUGUAUUUCAUCAACACAAUCAUUAACUUGCUCCUCAUAGGCACGCAGAAUUUAUACUCGGUGGUGGUCAGCACGGUGGAAGCCGUGUCUUGCCCUUUGCAGAAAGCUCUCGAGCUGACUUUGACCGUGCUGACGUUCCUUUACAGUAGUCUUGUUGGCACCUCUAUCCUGUUGUGGACGCCAUGCAGACUGGCGAUGGAGUUUUUGGGAUCUGUGUGCCAUGUUUUUGCGAGUGUGUUCCUGCUUAACUCUUAUGGGCUGCUUCUCACGUUGAUUAUAAUUGCGAGUGCAACUGUAUAUCUAAAUCCUGCGCUCCCACGACAUGUGUCUUUGCGUGCGAUCAACUACGUCAAUGCUGUUCCCAUCCUACAGCGACUACAAAGGGCUCUGCAUCGCCUCUACAUGCUUGAGAGGAACGUCUGGCGACGACUGGCAUGGCAUCGCAGCCGGAUAAUGGUUCCUGCGAGGAUGGAAGUGGCCGAAAGGGAUGUUAGACAGCCUGAUCCCAACCCUGAGCCUGAAGUUGUGGCAGAAAACGCGCCUGAGGAUGCCCACCAAGUGGACGACCCCUUAAACCUCCCACUUCCAAGUUCCAGCACUCACAGGCCGCUCCGAAAGUUUCCUUCGGAGGAUAGCUGCAAAGGCCCUCCGCCAGACAGCCUGCUGACUCUUCUACACGAGCAAGAGGAGAGGAAGAAGUGCGUCAUCUGUCAGGACAGCACCAAGACUGUCGUGCUCCUGCCGUGCCGCCACUUGUGCUUGUGUAGAGACUGCACCAACAUUUUGCUCAACCAGCCUAUCUACCAACAAAACUGCCCCUUGUGCCGCCACAUGAUCCUUCAGACCAUGGAUGUGUAUCUCUGAGGGGAAGUGUUUACGGAUGUGUUUCUGUCAUCCUCAGGUUUUUUGAGCAGCACUGUUCUUGAAAUGUGGGAAACCACUUGUUCCUUUUUUCAUAGAUGUUCAUUCCACUACUGUUGCUUGUAUAUAGAUUGAAAUCACAACCUUUUAUAAAGCGUAAAUGGCGAGGCGAACGACUGUGACCGUGCUUUCUUAUGAUUUUAUAUUCAUUGUCACUUUUUUUCAUCAGCUUGUAUAAGCAACACUAUUUUUCUCAUACAGCAAUAUCACAUGAAUGUAAGCUUUGUAUUAGAAAAACAUUAGAAAAUGGGUUUUAAUUGUGAAGAUGGAAGAUUUAUGAGGUAAUCGCUGAGUGUUUACUGGGAACAUUUCUACGCUACAAUACUAACGUUGGGCCUUAUGGUAUGAGUUGUUAUCUACUUGAUUUUUUUAUUUUUUGUUGCCUGACUGUAAAGGUGAUCAAAGGUUUCAUGGGAACCUUUGAAACCUCACAAUAAUCCACAAGUAAUUCACUUGACUUCAGUCCAACAAUUAGUGUUUUGUAAACUUUAAAGCUGUUUUUAUAAUACGCAGAGCCAUUAUUAAGACAUAAUUAACUUCAAACCAUUCUAAAACAGCCCUUAAAUCGUAAUAUUGCUUUAUCUAAGUCAUCUUGUCUGAAUCAGGAGAGAAAUACAGUUGAAGUAGUUUACAUACACCUUGCAGAAUCUGCAAAAUGUUAAUUAUUUACCAAAAUAAGAGGGAUCAUACAAAAUGCAUGUUAUUUUUAAUUUAGUACUAACCUGAAUAAUAUAUUUUACAUAAAAGGUGGACAAAUAGUCCACAAGAGAAAAUAAUAGUUAAAUUUAUAAAAAAAAAAAUGACCCUGUUUAAAAGUUUACAUAAGUUUGUUUCUUAAUACUGUGUUGUUAUCUAAAUGUUUCAGAAAAAUUGUACAGGUCUCACAAGUUCUUUGUUUUUUCAGCAUUUUUGUGUAUUUGAACCCUUUCCAACAAUGACUAUGAUUUUGAGAUCAUCUUUUCAAACUGAGAACAACUGAGGGACUCAUAUGCAGCUAUUACAGAAGGUUCAAACGCUUACUGAUGCUUCAGAAAGAAAAACAGUACAUUAAGAGCUGGGGUUGAAAACUUUUGAAGGGAAUAAGGAUGUGUACAUUUUUCUUAUUUUGCCUAAAUAUAAUAUUUUUUUCAUUUAGUACUGCCAUUCAGAAGCUACAGAAUACACAUACAUGUUCACCAAAAGACAAAUUAAGUAAAAAUUCACCCUGAUCUUCAAAUUUCAAAAGUUUUCACCCCCCCACCAUUUCUUAAUACGUUUCCUUUUAAAGCAUCAGUGAGCGUUUGAACCUUCUCAAAAUCAUAAAGUCAUUGUUGAUUGCUGUGAAUCAUUCAGGUAACAACAGUAUUAAGAAUCAAGUGUAUGUAAACUUUUGAAAUGGGUCAUUUUUAUAAAUUCAGCUAUUAUUUUCUCUUGUGUGCUAUAUGUAAACAUCUUUUAUGUGAAAUAUCUUGUUCAGGUCAGUACUAAAUAAAAAAUAACAUGCAUUUUGUUUGAUACCUCUUAUUUUGGUAAAAUAAUUAACAUUUUGCAGAUUCUGUGUAAACUUUUGACUUCAACUAUAUGCACAGAUCAAGCACCGAAAACAGUCCAAAACAUUUCUAAACUAAUAUGUCUGAUUUUUUACUGGAGAAAGUGUUCAUAUGUUCAGAAGUAAUGGUUUUAAGUUAAAAUGUUUAUUACAAACAAGCAGCUUUUCAAUGUUAAUUGAUAGAUUUAAGUUUUGUCGAUCACCUGUGGAUUAUUGUGAUGUUUAUAAGAAAUAUUUGUAUACUACAGCUAAUGUUGGGCCUAUGAUUUGUCCUCUACUUAAUUUUUUGCCUGAUUGUAAAGUAGAUCAAAGGUUUCAUGGGAGUAUCUUCAACAUUGUCUUAUUUCUUUCAUGUUGGAGAAAUCUGUUUUGCUUUGCAUACUUUGUAAUCAUUCCACCAAAGCUGUUUUGCACUCUUUUGAAAGUGUCACUACAAUAUUUCCACAGGCCAUUCUACAAUCUGAUGAUGUAUUUGUGCUGUUUUUGACAUUUAUUAUUGAACAGCACUAAGGCUCUCUCACUGCUCAAGUGGUAUUGAUUAAUGCAUUUUCAAAUCGAAAUUUUGUGCUUGUUUUUUGGUUUGAGAGACGGUAAUUCAAUUCAGCUACCGGUAAAAACAGACUGGCAGAAGGGCUUUUAGCUCAUUGUCCAGGGGAUGUUGUUAGAAAUCACUAUUUUGGAAAACAUGCAUUAGAGAAACAAGGUACAGGUUUUUCUGGUUUAUCUCAAUUAUUUUGGUGUUACAUGAUAUUUCAAAACCCAGUCAGAAAGGCACAGUGCGCAAGACAAUCAGGUGCGUUUAGAGAAAAAAAGGUCCGUGCAAGUUGUUGUCCUUCCUAAAAAUCUAAAAAAUGACUCUGUAUUAUUUCUGACACUCAAUUCUGCCCAAUACAGGUGACAAGCACUAACCCAUAGUUUGUUAUUGUAAUUUCAAGGAUUUUAAACAAGCUGUGAUUUCAUUCCAUAUUAUUAAACCCCAAGCCUUUUGUAUUCUUGUAUCGCAGACGUUUGUUUUCUAUGAAGGUCUCCAGUGAUGAUGUUUGUGGGUAGAACAGAUGUCUGUCUCUUCCCUGAGGCCUGGAUAAUAUCAAAACCACAUUCACUGACUAUUCAGAUGAACAAUAAACAGUAUUUGAAUGUG